Messenger RNA from Patiria miniata (bat star), 2918 nucleotides. It is a transcript of the gene gdpd5, whose product is annotated as glycerophosphodiester phosphodiesterase domain-containing protein 5-like. Gene Ontology annotation, cellular component: membrane. The record is from RefSeq and is a predicted model, not a curated record. NCBI's taxonomy places the organism in Eukaryota, Metazoa, Echinodermata, Asteroidea, Valvatida, Asterinidae. The transcript is spliced from 16 exons. Gene Ontology annotation, biological process: lipid metabolic process. Gene Ontology annotation, molecular function: glycerophosphodiester phosphodiesterase activity. Bases 633 to 2516 code for a protein of 627 amino acids.
UAUCAUAUCAUAUCAGCGCGCGAUAUCGGCACGUACCGUACCGCGCCGGUACAUCAUCAUAUCCGGAAGUAUUUCGCUGUAAAUUGCAGGCUAAUCUUCUCUCGUAUAUUCCUCUGAAAUCUGCCUUUCCAUACUUCGGACUUUGUCAUACUUGUAAACCGUCGACACUUCUGCGUACUACUUGACGAAGACAAGCCAUGUACGGACGGGGAGAGCCUCUAACCCAACAUGACAGGAUACCUCGACAUCCGCUAGCACUGCACGCUGAGUGAAAUCCGCCGAGACCUAAACACACUCGAAGCCCAGACUUCAGGAAACCGGGGAUUGAUGACGUCAUACCAGCCACGGGGGUGAUGAACGGUGUCUGUGCAGACGAUCAUGAGCUAGUCUUUGGAUUAUAUAUAUUACUGUACCCUGGACGAAUCCUGCAAUAUGUACAUGCGGACUUGAUUGGAGUUUGAACUCAUCACAAAUUACAGUCAUUAACGGAUGAGACAGCGGAUGACCUGACGUGACCUCAAAUACACAAUACUUGGAUCUCAGCGCUGAAUAACACCACUCGUCGUCCGACUAUCAAGACAACAUUUAUCUCUAACUCAUUACUUCGCCAUUGGUACUGCAAGAACUUCAAGAUGGUUUCUCACAUCCGUUUGGAGAACACUCAGAAUUACAAGCAGCAGGUGUGUUUGUCCGUCAUGACCGGCCUGUAUGGAUGCAGGUGGAAACGAUAUCAACGAUCAACAGAACCUACUACAAAGUUUGAGAAGCUAUGGGCUGUCUUAGUGGUCGUGUGCUUCGCCUUCAUCGUGAUGUGGCUGUAUUACUGGGUGAUGGCACAAAAUGACAUUGCAGAUUUCAAUUGGUUUAUUUACACCAUGUUGGGAGGAUGGUUUGAUUGGUUCAUGCUGCUGUAUAUUCUGACCAUACUCACACUCGUCUAUGUGGGAAUACUACUGGUAUUAGCCAUUGCUCACUGCAUAACAGGACGGCAGCUAUACCUCCAUUGGGUCCAUAAAAUCCCUGUAGUCUUGGUGCUUGCUGCGUGUGUGGUUGUUGUGAUUCUUCUCAGCGAGCUUUGGAGGAGUGAAUGGGUCUUAGUUGGAAUAACAUUACAGGUGACAGCACCUGUUGUUCAGAUAGUUGCUGUGGUGAUCCUGACGGUAUUAGCCUGGCCGCUCUCCGGACUGUGGUGGGGAAGUCUUCACAUAGCCUACCGGUGCGUUGCCGUCAUAGCAUACGUCCUCUUGCUGCUGUUUGUGUAUCUGUCUCCGCUAAUCAUGCAAAAACCGUGUGUGGUCAGAACAGAAGACCUACCAACUAAGCCACCAAUCAUAGCCCACAGAGGAGCCCCACAGCUUGCUCCUGAGAAUACCAACAUUUCGUACCAGACAGCAGCUGAGUAUUCUGUGUAUGGAUUUGAGACGGACGUAAAAAUAAGCUGGGAUGGUGUGCCCUUCUUAAUGCACGACAGUACUCUUGCAAGAACCACCAACGUGCAUGAAGUGUUUCCAAACAGAACGGACAAAUUGUCGGAGAGCUUCACCUGGGAAGAAUUACAGCGAUUGGACGCUGGCUCCUGGUUUCUGCAGCGGGACCCGUAUCACAAGCUGAAAUACGUGCCUGAGAAGACCAAGGAGAAAUACAAACAGCAGAAGAUUCCAAGUUUUCAGGACUUCUUGAGGCUGGCUAUCCAGUACAACAAGUCCGUCGUCUUUGACUUGAGUAAGCCGCGGGAGGGACAUCAUUUCAGACAUAAUUACACGCAGGUGGUCGUCGACAUCAUCCUGGCUUCGGGAAUCCAACAAGAAAAGGUCUGGUGGCUACCGAAUGAAAAUCGGACUUGGGUCGAAGAAAAAGCACCGGGAUUCAUACAGACAGCUGAAGGCAGAUACGAUGUUAACAUACUUCUUAAUGAAAACAUCGGUAAUGUCAAUGCGAUGUAUUCAGAAGUCAACCAAGAUGACAUCAGAUUAUAUGCGGAGAAUAGCAUCAACACCAGUAUCUAUGUCAUCAACACACCCGGCUUAUACUCGGUGUAUUGGUGUGUCGGUGCACAUACGAUCACCAGCAGCGCGAGCCAGGAUCUGUAUGACAUUCAGUCCCCUAUUUGGCACAUGACGCCGACUGCAUUCCUAAUUGUGAGCAUAGUGAUUGGCGUGGCGUCUGCUGUCUGCGUUCUGACUAUAUUUAUCGUUCAGAGAUGUCGUCAUCCUGCCAGAGAGGUCAACCCUGAGUCCAUAUCACUCCAUUCCCCUCGGCAUUUUGCCAGCAGCACCACGAAGAAGAGCGAUCGCGAAUUACUCUAUCGCACAAACGAAGACACGACGUUUAAUCCUGCGCACGCACCCGGCAAAAACAUACAGAUAGGCAGUAUUCCUAAGGAUGGGGAGACGCCUCCAACAGUGCUGGAAGAAGAAGAGCCACCUGUGUACGAAGAUGAUUUGGAGACAAUGGGAGUAAGUUCAGCUGCUGGACCAGCCAACAUUCACCAGGAGGUCAAGAUGCAGUUAGAGUGAAACGCCAAGCAUGGUCCUUCCAGUAAUGGUUGUCACUCCCUGUGGUCUCUCUGUUUGGAGGCUGUUCGGUACUGGAAUGUGUACUACAGCGACGAAACCAUUUGUGACAUCAUCAUGACAUCAUUUGUCAACUACAACAAUUACGUUCCUUGCCAGAAAUGUCAUUCCCUCUGUUCCAAAUGUGCAAAUUCCUGUCAUUAUUGUGAAAUUAUGUGCAAAUCUCCGUCAUUUUAUACCGCAUGUUUCCAAAUUACAGAUAUCAAAAUAUUUAAUACACUUUUGAGGCGAAAGAGAAAAAGUCAUAUGGCAAUAUGUAAUUUCAUUCUUGUUCCAGCCUUUUCCUGAUAUAUUUUUCAGCAUCCUCAAGGUGUGUGCAUUUUUUUUGAAUUAUUUUUCAAUUUU